Monascus purpureus is the source of this 435-nucleotide messenger RNA. Lineage: Eukaryota; Fungi; Ascomycota; Eurotiomycetes; Eurotiales; Aspergillaceae. The record is from the annotation of a GenBank genome assembly.
AUGCUCCUGGUGCUCUUUCUCCCUUCUCUGGGAAUUCCGCCAAAGCUGAAAAGUGUUGAUGGUAACGCCAGCCCUGACCACAGCUUUUUUAACCCUGCUUUUGUGUCUGUUGAUGUUCCAGUCAAUGCCAACAUUGAGGGAAACACUGUGGAUGCUCCUGGUGCUCUUUCUCCAUUCUGUGAGAAUUCUGCCAAAGCUGAAAAGCGUGCUAGUGUUGAUGGUAACCUCAGUCCUGACAGCAGCUUUUUCAACCCUGCCUUUGUCUCUGUUGAUGUUCCAGUCAAUGCCAAUAUUAAGGACAACACUGUGAAUGCUCCUGGUGCUCUUUCUCCAUUCUGUGGGAAUUCUGCGCAGGCUCCUGCUGCCACACCCUCCGGGAAAGUUGAAAAGGUGAGUGACUCUCCAACUGCACUGAUUUAUCUUUUGGAGAAGUAG